This is a messenger RNA of Drosophila albomicans, 2780 nucleotides long. RefSeq names its product splicing factor 1 (gene SF1). The record is from RefSeq and is a predicted model, not a curated record. Gene Ontology annotation, molecular function: zinc ion binding; mRNA binding. Gene Ontology annotation, biological process: regulation of mRNA splicing, via spliceosome. The transcript is spliced from 6 exons. The coding region runs from base 334 to 2682 and encodes 782 amino acids. Lineage: Eukaryota; Metazoa; Arthropoda; Insecta; Diptera; Drosophilidae. Gene Ontology annotation, cellular component: nucleus.
GUAAAUUUUUCGCCGAAAACCGACAAACGUCUACAAUUUGGUUAUAGUGUAAUAGUGAAAAAUAUUGAAAAUAAUUAAUAAAAGCAUGCAAUGUUGCAAUUAGACGUAAGGCAAUACUAAUUUGCAUAUGAAGCUUGUGAAAAACAAACAAUAAUUGCCACGUACAUCAAACUGCCUGCAAUUGAAGAAAAUACUUCUCCAUUGUGUGAGUGCGUGCGUGUGUGCGUGUGAAGAAGUCAAAUAUUUAAUUUUUAUGUAAAAUCUACAUAAGAACUAGUGGACACAACUUUCGUAUCUUGAAACUUACAAUAUUGAUUGUAAUAUAGCAGUGCAAUGAGUGCAACGCCACCAGAUUUGUUGCACUUACCGGUGUCAACCGGGUCAGGGAAGGAUAAGGAAUCCAAUGGUGGGGGCAAUGAUGAUUACCGCAGCCGGGGUGGAGAUAAAGAACGUUCGCGAUCCAGAGAUCGUGGCAGAGACAAGGAUAAGGACAGAGAGCGAGAGAAAAAACGCAGAGACCGUGAUCGCAGCAGCAAGGAUCGCGAUAGUAGGCGGCGCGAUAGUCGCGAACGUGAUAGAGAUCGUGACCGGGAGCGCGAUCGUGACUCACGCUCGCAUCGCAGUCGUUCGCGCAAUCACGAUGACUACGAUAGGCGCAAGAAACGCUCACGCAGCAGGGAUCGCGAUCGUAGUCGACGAGAUCGCGAUCGCGAUUCACGCUCAAGGCGCAGCAGUUCACGCGGCGGUGGCAGCAGUCGCGAUGAUUACGAUCGCAGUCGCAGGAGGCGCUCGAGUAGCCGCGGCUAUGAUCGGCGUCGCAACGAACGCAGUCAUGAGUCAAGUCGGAAUAGUCGGGAACGUAGCAGUCGGGAGCGCAGUAGCCGGGAACGCACAUAUGUGAAUCCCUUUGACACGUCCAACAAUCGCAAUUCACUUCAUGAACAGGACUCUCGAAUCCCUUCUCUAUUUGAGCGGCACCAGCAGCAACCGCAGCUGGAUACCAUAAGAGAAGAGAGUGCUGGAAUUGGAGGACGCUUUGAUCUCUCGCAGACCAUUCAUGAACUGAUGAACAAUGUGAGUGGCAACAAGAGUUUUGCUGCCAUGUUUAGCAGUCAGAAUAGCAAUGAUUCAAUGAGCAAUGGACUUUCGGAGAAUUCACUGGAUAGUGCUGCGGAACGUAAGCGCAAGAGGAAAUCACGCUGGGGCGGCACCGAAAAGGACAAGACAUUUAUACCGGGUAUGCCGACAAUUUUGCCAUCGACACUGGAUCCGGCACAGCAGGAGGCCUACUUAGUUCAAUUUCAAAUCGAGGAGAUCAGCCGUAAGCUGCGCACUGGCGAUUUGGGCAUCACACAGACACCGGAAGAAAGGUCUCCAUCUCCGGAACCAAUCUAUAGCUCUGAUGGCAAGCGGUUGAACACACGCGAGUUUCGCUAUCGCAAACGCCUGGAGGAACAGCGUCAUCAGUUGAUUGUCAAGAUGCAGGCCGUUAAUCCCGAGUUCAAGCCGCCAGCUGAUUACAAGCCACCUGUGACUCGCGUCAGCGAUAAGGUUUUGAUACCACAAGAACAGCAUCCAGAUAUCAAUUUUGUGGGACUGUUGAUUGGACCACGCGGCAACACGUUGAAGGCCAUGGAAAAAGACACCGGCGCCAAGAUUAUCAUACGCGGCAAAGGCUCUGUCAAGGAGGGCAAAGUGGGUCGCAAGGAUGGCCAACCGUUGCCCGGUGAAGAUGAGCCGCUGCAUGCCUUUAUCACUGCGCCCAAUCCCGAGGCGGUGCGCAAGGCAGUGGACAAGAUAAAAGACGUUAUACGUCAGGGCAUCGAGGUGCCCGAGGGUCACAAUGAUUUGCGUCGCAUGCAGUUGCGUGAGCUGGCCCAGCUCAAUGGCACAUUGCGCGAGAAUGACAUACAGCGCUGCACCUGCGGCUCCACGGAUCACAAGUCGUGGCAGUGCCCCGACAAACCGAUCAUCACCAACACCAUUGUAUGCACCUCGUGCGGCGGCACUGGCCAUUUGACUAAAGAUUGUCGCAACAAGCGUCCAGGUUCCGGGGCACCAGGCAUGGCUUGCGAGGAUUCGCAGGCCAAGAUCGAUGAGGAGUACAUGAGUUUGAUGGCCGAAUUGGGUGAGGGACCGCCGCCAUCGGCGCCUAAACCCGAGGCACCAGCUGCACCUCAAUUGCAUCGUGCCAGCUACAGCAUCUUCGACAAGAAGCCCACGCAAAUGCAAGCCAUACAAUCGCCGCCCAACUCCACGUCGCGGGAUCAUCAACGUGACAUGGGAGGUGGAGGUUGGGGUGCGCCACCGCCUGAGCAUCACAUGGGCAUGGAUCCUAGCAUGGGUGGCAUGGAUCAUGGAAUGGCUGGCAUGGCGCCAUAUGUGCCAGCUCCGCCAGUGGGUCAAGCACCGCCUCCGAUGCCACCGCCGCUGAUGCCUUGGAUGAGUGCACCACAGCCACCGCCGCCGGCCUCGGAGCCCAUGAAUCCGCCUAUACCGGGCACAUUGCCGCCUCUGAUACCGCCGCCACCGGGUACAAGUGCACCACCGAUGCCUCCAUGGGCUGGUGGUUAUCCUGGUUGGGGAGGCGGAUAUGCGCCGCCGCCACCUCCGCCGUGUGCACCGCCACCACCUUCAAUAAGCUUGGCGCAGCCGCCACCACCGCCGCCGCCAUCUAAUUGAUGAUGCACACGCGCAUCGCAACUUUAGCAUGCUUCACACACAAUUAAUUAAUUGAAUUUGCAGUCUUUGACCUUUGAUUUACAAAUCAGAUCGGAUCU